AUGGUGCCCAAGACGCUUAAGAUCCUUCAGCUCAACGUCCACAAACGGAGAGAAGUGCAGCAGAGUCUGCUAAACGAGGAGGGACUCAAGGACUUCGCAAUGCUGGCCAUCUCCAAACCAUAUGCCAGGCUGAUCGAAGGCUCGGUGACGACGGUCCCAAUGAGUCACUACAACUGGACGAAGCUGAUACCAACGACAAGACGAGAGGCGACGUGGCCAAGUCGGAGCAUGUUAUGGUCUCAUUCGCCUCGCAAUCCCCGAGCAAGCCAGCCCUCAAUCUACGGUCCAGCAGCCAUGGCGCCGAUCACUGAAGACAAGACCGUCACCCAGAUCCUGACUGGUCCCAGCACCUGGGUCAGUUGGCAUCGCGAGUUCACAAACACAAUGGACGCCCUCAAGCUCCUCGAAUACUUCCAGGGCACCAAAGAACUCCUGACCGAGCCACGAUCAUCGGUCAAUCCGCUGCGAAUCAUGGAACGGGCGCAAGAACGGCGCAAGAAGAUCGCAGAAGAGAAGGGAGUGGCCAUCCUUGCGCUCACAGAUGAGGAACUCGAAGGCGCCACCGAAGCGACGCUCGAUAUCUCGACAGCGACCACUCCUCCCGACAGCGAAACAGAGGGAGAACAAGCCUCCGGGGCACCCACUGCCGCACAGAAGAGGACCGCAGGGAAGGCAGUGGACGACUAUUUCCAGACCUACGGCCUGUUCAUUCUUCAAUCCAUUCAGAACCUUCACGACAACCGCCGUAAGGACUGGACAGCCCAGUCCACCAAACUCGACAAAGCUCGAACCUUUCUCAACACCACUGUCGCGAUCACCCUCCGCAACGCACACUUUUCAACCGGCGGGAGUCUCCGGGACUGGUACAAGAACCUAAAAGCCGUCGCGGAGGCUCGCCACGAAACAAUCAGCGCCCUGCGUGGCAGGAUGAGCGACCACUACACUGCCCUAAAAGGGAAGGCCAUCACCCAGGCCGACUUUGGUCAGUGGCUGACUCAGUGGGAGACCCUGAUGGGCGAGGCAACCAUGUACAAGCUCCCUGAGGUCUCCAAUGAAGGAUCCUGGUUCGAAGACUACGCUCGAGCCGUGGGACCGAUCGUGCCACUAUAUGCAGCACUGGUACGGUCCAACCGCCUCACCAACCCGAACCUGGGUUACAGAGAGAUCGCCACCGAGGCGCGGCAAACAACUAUCCCCCUGCUGCCCUCGACGACAGGCGCACGCAUUCAGAAGGGCGCAUUUCCGUCAUUCAACCCCAGUGAUUCAAAUGAGUCUGGGAAAGCUAGCAAGGCCUCCCACAAGCGCAAGAACAGCACUCUUCCUACCGAAAAGGCCAAAUGCCGCCUCUGUCACGGAAGACAUCACAUGGAGCGCUGUGCCUACAUCAUGCCACACCUGGCACCUGAAGGCUUCCAAAUACGGGACCACGUCAGAGAACGUGUGGACCAGAACAUAGCCUCAGACUCCUCAUUGAAGGCCGAGGUCGAGCGCAUUCAGAACAAGCGAACCAAAAACUCUAAGCAACAACCAGAUGCUCCGGCGCAAGGCCAUUGA
This is a messenger RNA of Chaetomium globosum CBS 148.51, 1554 nucleotides long. RefSeq lists its product as uncharacterized. NCBI's taxonomy places the organism in Eukaryota, Fungi, Ascomycota, Sordariomycetes, Sordariales, Chaetomiaceae. The coding region runs from base 1 to 1554 and encodes 517 amino acids. The record is from RefSeq and is a predicted model, not a curated record. The transcript is spliced from 2 exons.